AUGUCUCUACGCCCAAGACAAGAAGACGACGACGCGCCAACCUUUCGCAUCAUCACCACCCUCAAACACACGCUGUUCAAUGCUCAGGACGCCGAGUCUGCAGACUCGCGGGCCCACGCUCUGGUCCAGCGCUGGAAAGACGUCAAUGGGAGGCUCUUCGUGCUGCAUACACGGCGUCUGCGGGAGGCUGCCGAAGCAUUCGGCUGGACGGAUGUUGCGACCAGCCUUUCCCCCGUCGUCGCGAGUGCCACAGUGAGCAGCAAGCAAGCGGAUGGAGGAGGCCCAAUAUCGUCAACGGCCGCCAAACCUGUCAUCAGGAUAGAAUGCCUCGUCGAGGAGGCCGCAGCCGCCACCGCCGCCUCCUCUCCAGGCCCCAAACGAGGGUUUCUACGAGACGUCCGCGUCCGCGUCCUGAUCGACCGUGACGGCGAGGUGGCGGUGGAAUGCACGACCGCCGGCAUGGGCGAGGACCGGCCUCUUUCGACGCUCACGCGCGCCCUCGACAUGUACACCUCGUGUCCCUUCACGUCCACGUCCACGGUGCCGCGACAGGGCGACGACCAAGCAGCAGCAGCAUGCCAGGUCACGCUUGACACCCAACCGACACGGCCGUCCCGGUUCACGCGGCAUAAAACCACCCGCCGCACCGCAUAUGACGAGGCGCGGGCCCGCGUCGCGCUGCUCCCGACCACGCCGCCCACGACGCGGGAAGUGCUCCUCUCCAACACCGACGGCCAGGUGACCGAGGCGUCGUUGUCGGCUGUGUACUUCCGGCGUGGCGCCACCUGGCUGACCCCGCGCUCGGACUGCGGCGGCUUGCAGUCCGUCACCAGGCUGUACGCGCUCGAGCAGGGCUGGUGCGACGAGGGGACUGUUCUGGCUUGCGAGGUCGAGGACGGUGAGGGCGUCUGGUUGAGCAACGCGGUCAGAGGCUUCUUCCCCGGCGUGGUGAGGCGGGAAAAUACCUGA
Fonsecaea erecta is the source of this 969-nucleotide messenger RNA. RefSeq lists its product as hypothetical. Gene Ontology annotation, molecular function: catalytic activity. The record is from RefSeq and is a predicted model, not a curated record. The transcript has a single exon. NCBI's taxonomy places the organism in Eukaryota, Fungi, Ascomycota, Eurotiomycetes, Chaetothyriales, Herpotrichiellaceae. Bases 1 to 969 code for a protein of 322 amino acids.